AUGGCCGUCCGCGAUGCUGAACGUCCGAAACCUUUCAAAGACUUUCUCCUGUUCACCCAACUUAUUCAUUUCCCUAUACUUUAUGCGUCGAUGGGUAUCCUCCAUGACCCGGAUAACCUGCACCACCCCGAAUGGGCGAAGACAUUGUUAUACCAGCACCCUAUUCUUUAUAUUUUUCCGGUAUUUGCUGCAAUUAUCGGUCUGAAAUUAGCCCUGGUGGCUUGGGAUGAGAGUUACAAGCCGGUGAAGUUUACAAAGUGUCGCAGGGAUUUAUCGAUUGGAUAUGGAGGGAUGAUAGCAUGUGGGAUAAUACCUCAAGUGUUGAAAGUGAUCCUGAUGGAGAGAGUAAAAGAUCUGAUUCUCUUCUCCGCCGUUUGCGCGGUCUCCAACUUCCUAUUUAUUGGGUUAUUCGUUUUGGAGCAUCACGAGAACUAUGGUACAACAAAAAAGGAAUCAAAAAGGGUAUUUGCUAGAAUCCUUCGAACUAUAAUGAUUCUACUACAAAUUAUUGUUACGGUAACAUUGGAAAACCACUUUGUCCGCGGAAAAUAUAGCGAAAAACAAACGAUACACACGGAGAUGUGGAUUUGUAUGUAUACUGUUUGUUAUAUACCGUGUACUGCUGAGUUCGCAGUGGUUUUGGCUGGGUGGAUCAGGCUGAAAGAAAAGUUGUAUACUGUAGCACCGAAGAGGGAGAGUUACCGGGAUCUACAUAGACCAACCACCAAUCAUUUGUCUCGGAUGGUUACUGUACCUACAGUAGCCAGGGAAGAGGAGCACGACGAAACAACUGGAAAUUCCACCAGCGGCACCGAAUGCAACAUCUGCAUGCUUCGCUACAGUACCACUACAGUAGUCCCCAGAAUGCUAGUUGGAUGUGGUCAUACAGUAUGCCAGGAGUGUAUCCAUAAGUUUCCAAGACAAGAUAUCCAAUCUGUACUCUGUCCCUUUUGUAGAAACCCGACAAGUUUGCCGGAUAACCUUCCCAACCACCUACCUAAGAACUAUGCCGUCCUGGAUAUCAUUCAUAAUUUGGAGAAAUAA
This is a messenger RNA of Caenorhabditis remanei, 1044 nucleotides long. RefSeq lists its product as uncharacterized. Lineage: Eukaryota; Metazoa; Nematoda; Chromadorea; Rhabditida; Rhabditidae. The transcript is spliced from 4 exons. The record is from RefSeq and is a predicted model, not a curated record. The coding region runs from base 1 to 1044 and encodes 347 amino acids.